ACCUUCCAUAUACCCCUUCGACAUUUUUCCAGAUUUCUGCAGAAAGCUGCUGCUGUAGAGGAAUCAGAUGGACGGAUUUGUUCUCAGUUGCAGUGGAAAAUGAGGCUGAAGACCCAACAGGAGAACAUUUCUUCCAGCGUGCGGCGGCUGGUGCGGUAGGAGGGAGUCUGGGGGAGAGAGAGGGAGCGAGGGAGUGAGGAGGGGGUUGGUCCGGGAGAGAGCAUGGCAGCGGCAGCCACAGCGCUGCUGACUUGGUUCUCCUUCACUUAGACCCGAAAGCACCGUGUCCUGUGCGCUCCUGGCGCAGACCCCGUGCGUCAUUCUGUUGUUUUCUUUCCGCCUCGCUUCACUCUUUUUGCGUCAAGAAGCCGGGACCAGGAGCGGCUGAGAGUUCAGCCCGGAUCCGGAGAAAGCCGACCCUCCUCGGCCGCCCUGAACCCUCCGGACCGGAGCAGCGGCGCUCCAUGUGCGCCUCGUCGGUCCGACAACUGAACCCGGAGUUACGCCGAACGGAACCGACCCGAGAUCCGCUGAUUUAACAGAAAGCAAGCAGAUACACGCAGAGGGAGGCUAAGUUAACGCUCCGCAGCAGAACCAGAACCAGAACCAGAACCGGACCUCAGCCCAGCGCAGACAUGCCGCAGGUGGAAAUGAUCCUGUUCCUCAUCCUCAUUAUUGGGAUGUGCGUGUUCGGCCAGGACCCGGCGUCCAAGGUGGUGUCGGACCGCUACGCUGUCUUCUGGAACCGGACCAACCCAAAAUUUUACCGGGGUGAUUACCACAUCGACGUCUGCAUCAACGACUACCUGGACGUCUACUGUCCGCACUACGUGAGCCCGGUGUCGGACGAUCGGGCCGAGCGCUACGUCCUCUACAUGGUGAACUACGACGGCUACAGCUCCUGCGACCACACCGCCAAGGGCUUCAAGCGCUGGGAGUGCAACCGGCCUCUGUCGCCCAACGGGCCGCUCAAGUUCUCCGAGAAGUUCCAGCUCUUCACUCCGUUCUCCUUAGGCUUCGAGUUUCGCCCCGGCAGAGAGUAUUAUUACAUCUCCUCCAUCACCGACGUCAGAGGAAGGAGGAGCUGCCUUCGGCUCAAGGUCUUCGUCAGGCCCCAAAACAAUUGUGUGAAAAACUCUGGGAGCUCGCAGGAAGGAGUCGAAUUUGACGAAAACAGUCACAACUCGCUUGAACCCAGAGAUGGAAUCAACCACGAGUCGCCGGAACCAGCCAGACAGGACGUGAACUCUGCCGGUCAGCGACGGUUUUCCAUCCUUCUGCUCAGCUCUGCCCUGAUGCUCCUGGCAGCCAUUUUGUCUUUAUAGCGGCCGAGGCUCUUCACCGGGGAAAGGACUGUCCUGAGUGGACCACAGCUCGCCACCUCCCUCUUUAAGGAGCACUUUUUAAAAAAAUAAAAUGAAAAAAAAACCCAAAACCGAGGAGAAUCUCUGUCUGAGAGGGGAAGAGACUUCGACAAGCGAAGCCUUUCCUUGUUUUUGUCGACUUUGUGACUCUUCGCGGCGGAAGAGCCUCGCUGUAAUUCACAGUAUGCAGAUACUUCACCGUUAUUUUUAAGACGUUCCCACUCGGGACACCGUCUACACAAACGCGACACUAAUUAUCCCGAGUAGCAAAGAAGCACAGCAGGAUCCUGAAAAAAGUUUACAGACAUUUUUUUCUCCCCUUUGUUUUGGUUUUUUGGGAACUUCGUGUCACUUCGUGUCACUUCGUUGCGGGAGGAACAAUGGAGGACGCUGCUGCUGUGAUGACUUAACCUUCCUCUCAGGUUAGAAAGGACGCAUCGUCGCGGACUCUGGAGCCGUUAGAAAAAUAUUAAGGAAGCACUCAUCUCUUAGUGUUUGGACAGAAUCAAUUUAAUGAUCAAUUAAUGCAUUUAUUUGUUUUUUUUUUUAUUUACCAUGUAAUUGUAGCAGUCAACACAGGUGUACAGUAAAAUAUUUGAACGGAGAGCAGAAGCGGACAAGGAGUUUUACCAGGCAAAAUGUUCUUUUCCUAUUUAUUGUGACGUCUUUGUGCUUUUUUUCUGUUCUGGUUUAGUCUGUAAGUACAGUUAUAACGGCAAUACAAACAAACACCCAUCACAGGAUGUUAGCUCAUCUUACACUUACGUUUGGAAAAACAAAAAAGGAAAAAAAAGAGUUUGUGUCUGUUUUGGAAUGAUCACAUGUGAUGGAUCUAGUUGUUUUUAACAAAAGUUUAGGAAAAGAAGAAGAGACUGGUGUGCAUCAGGGUGUAGAAAUCGAGUAUUUGUGUUUUGAAUUUGCCACUGAUGAAUGUCACAAACGUAGUUUUGCUGUUACACUCUUGUUUUCGUGGAUCACUAUUUACACUGCUAUUGUAAAUACAGGCAAGUUUAAAAUUCAGGGAUGUAUCCGUGCCGAACAUGAUCAAUAAAAAGAACAGCUUUUUACGCCAAUCUAGAGGGAAAUCCCCCUUGAUUAAUACAGAAGUACGGAACUCAGCAAGGGCCAAUUGCCAAAAAAGAAAGAAAAGAUGAAGGUGGGGAAAUAGUUUAAACUAUUGGUAAUUUGCUUAUUUUGCUUUCACAAUUUAAUAAUUUUAAAACAGACCCCACACCAGGCACCCAACUUAACACUCCUCGAAAUGUCUAAUAAAUAAAACAAUUCAUGAUUUCAGUAGAAUGAUUUCAACCUAUAAUUUGGUUGAAUGAUCUCAGUUGAAAACUCAUGAAGAAAUAAACAACAAUAAAUAAAUGUUUUUCUAAAUUGUUGGUGCCGCUCUAUAAAAAAAAAUAAUGUGAGAAAUUCACCUUGAAAAAGGAAUAUGUUACCUAGCUAGUGCCAAGAAAAAAAUUAAAGUCAUAGUAAGCUCCCAGUAAGCUGUUUAAAUAUUUUCACUUAUGGAUUUUAUAUUUUUAUUUUUCCCUCUACAAACAACAAAUAUUGAUGUUUCACGAAUUCAAACUUAAAAGUUUAAUAUCUUUAAAAUAAAUCACAUCUACACUCCUCUCCACCUCCACAAUUAUUAGCAACACGAGUAGAGAGUUGAAAAAUGUUUUUUAAAUUAAUCUAUUUUUGCACUAGCACAACUUCAGCUUGAACAUUUCUGAAACCUCAAGCUUUUAAUUUUGGCACAUUUUUUGAGUCUUGAAGAAAAUAAUCAAUGUUAAUGUUUUUGUAAUAUAAAUAAUUGCUGGGACAGGUUUUGACAAACAAUUUCACGAAAAUUCCCUUAGGUAAGUUUAAAAAAUAUGGAACU
Messenger RNA from Poecilia latipinna (sailfin molly), 3240 nucleotides. Its product is annotated as ephrin-A5b-like. Gene Ontology annotation, biological process: regulation of actin cytoskeleton organization; regulation of cell-cell adhesion; ephrin receptor signaling pathway. Bases 636 to 1325 code for a protein of 229 amino acids. Gene Ontology annotation, molecular function: ephrin receptor binding. The record is from RefSeq and is a predicted model, not a curated record. Gene Ontology annotation, cellular component: plasma membrane; external side of plasma membrane. NCBI's taxonomy places the organism in Eukaryota, Metazoa, Chordata, Actinopteri, Cyprinodontiformes, Poeciliidae. The transcript has 5 exons.